Messenger RNA from Paramecium tetraurelia, 1293 nucleotides. RefSeq lists its product as uncharacterized. The transcript has 2 exons. The record is from RefSeq and is a predicted model, not a curated record. NCBI's taxonomy places the organism in Eukaryota, Ciliophora, Oligohymenophorea, Peniculida, Parameciidae.
AUGCCACCGAAGAAGGAUAAUAAAAAGGAAGUAAAAAUACAUCUAUUUCACAUUUAGUUAGUCUUAUCUGAAGAUGAUGGUACUGGUAUCUUAAAAAAUAUUGUACAAUUCAAAAUACAAUUUCAAGUGGUUACAUAAAAUAUCUAGAACAUUGUCAUCAUGUUUGAAUGGUUAAAUGCUAAUUCAACAGAAAGAUAUGACACCGGUCUUAUUGAUUAAUGGAAUGUGGUUUCAAGUGAACCAUAAUAGAAUCUUGAUGAUCCACCAAUUGUUACUUAUUCUUUUGAGAAAGUUUUUGAUUAAUUAAGAUUUAUUGAUUCAUUAGCAGAAGUAUUAUCGAAAAAAAAAUUAUAUAUGUACUUUGUAAAUGCAGAUGAUAUGAAAGUUAUGCAAGAAUUUUGGUUUGAUUACAGUUUAAUGCUUAACACUCCUAAUUUCGAAUUUGCCUUCUCCAAAAUGAGAAUCAUGGAAAUCUUAGAUUUUAAAUUCAAUAUUUAAAGUGAUAAGCCCUUGUUGCAUGAACAAUUAAGAGCCAAACUUAAUCCAUUUUAGGUGGAAAUAGUAUCAUGUGAAAAUAUACCUGUUCAAGCUUAAAAAUCAUAUGAAUUAUGCUAUGUUUAAUAUGAGUUUUAUGAUGGAACAGUUAUAAAAACUGAUAUGUAAGUUUAAAUGCAAAACAUGUACUUUAAUUCUAAACAUGUUUUUUUAUUGGGAACAAUGGAUAUUGCAAAGCAUUUUGAGACAAGGCCCAUCAAAUUUGAAUUACAUGACAAAGAUGAAAUAGUUAGGAAUGAUGUUAAAGAAGAAUUAUAAUUAUUUGAUAUUGAAAAAUGGUUAUAAAUUGAGGAAGAGAAAAAUAGACCCCCUGAACCUGAUUUUACUGUGGAUCCAAAGACAGGCAAAAAGAUACCUAAAAAGGAAGUAAAAAAGGAUGAUAAAAAGGAAGUUAAGAAGGAAGUGAAGAAAGAUGCAAAAAAAGAUAAUAAAAAAAAGGAAGUAAAAUUAGGAGAACCAAUUUUAGAAGAAUAACCAAAAAAAUAAUAUAAUAGAAAUAAUCAUGGUGUAGCAAUAAUGAAUUUAGGUGCGUUUAUUCAUUCCAAUGUUAGAGAAGUGGAUUUACUAGCUGGAAUAGUUCCAAGAAGAGUUUUUGAAGAUACUGAGUCUAAUAAUUUAGAUUUGAACACAACUGCUAGAAAAAAUAUUCCAAAAGUAUUUACAGCCACUAAUUAUUUGGACUUGUAGGCUACGAUGUUUGUUAAAUUUGAAAUGUCAAAUGCAUUAAUUAGAAAAUGA